Seminavis robusta is the source of this 1948-nucleotide messenger RNA. The record is from the annotation of a GenBank genome assembly. Lineage: Eukaryota; Bacillariophyta; Bacillariophyceae; Naviculales; Naviculaceae.
CGACAGUGUUCGAGUCAAGGCCAUUGCAGCUACGGUACCUACUGUUGUCAAGAUCAAGUCAACAAAAGUUCAUUCGAGGAGACGAUGCCCGUAUUUAUCUGCCCGCAUCAUGCCAAAACACAUUCCACGUACGCCAUGCUUCAUUUCUGGAAGCUAACUUGAAGAACGGGUAGGUACCCUACCACACAUAAGUAAAAUUGCAUGCUGGGACGGGAGAUAAACAUAAAAAUAACUAUUAUUACAAAGUAGCUAAUUUCCCUACUCUACUCCCCCCUAUUUUAUUACACGGUAUGGCCGGAUCAUACGGCCCCGUUUUGCUUCUAACACGAAAAAGGGCAGAGGCAAUAAUAACGAAACUGUUUCAAGAGAAACUAUGACGAACGAUGCGCAUGGGCUGGGCGUUUGGUGGUUCCUUGCGUUGAGGUUCAGCCUGAUGGUACCAAGUGGAUUUACCGUGGAGAGUUCACAAUCUGUCGUGACCGUGGAAGAAUCUAGCAGACCGAAAUUCGACCAUGUAACGCCUCGUUUCUCACGGCCACUUGUGCUCGCCUUUCUAUCGAACCAAAACACUGUUCUUGCAAAAAAGACCAACCAUGGCCGGUACGGACAAUGCCCUAGGAGGCAGCAAAGUCCUCAAGUUGGCGGACUUUGUCGACCAUCAAGAUGGCCCGUUUGAAUGGAAGAACGUGAUCAAGACUGUUCGAGAUCUUGUCACUUGUAUCGUCACGAUACUGGAGGAGGACAACCCCGAAAAUGAUAUUGUAAGGCGUGGUUUGAUUGUCUUGUGCUUUAUCGGAGUGUCCGCCGAAGAAGGUUUUGCCACACUCCAAGAUGCCAGCGCCACCGCGAACGCGAUUGUCAAGGUACUGCGAGAAUUCGCCGACAAUGCCGAAAUCCAGUCCUUGGGAUUGGAUGCACUCAUCUUCUUGUCGGAGCAUCAUGGCCAAACGAUUGCAAGUACCAUCGGUGGGAUUCAUGCGGUGAUUGUCGACGCCAUCAAGUCACACGCAACCAACACGAAUGUUGCCAUUUCGGGGAUUCGUUUGCUCGGGUUCCUGUGCCAACGCAAAGCCCAUGUCAUAGAACUCAUUCAGGCAGAGGGAAUGACGUCGAUUGCUUUGGCCCUGGAGCAUCACCAGCAUCACCAGGAUAUUGCAUUUCGGGGCUGCAAAAUGAUGGCCUACAUGGCGUACUUUUCUCAAGCCCGAAGGGUCGAAGUCAUUCCUGCGAUAUUAAAGACAAUGCAACAGCAUGAGCACAAUGUCGAUGUUACCACAUGGGGCUGCGCGACAUUCGUCAAUCUCGCUCUGUCUCCUUCGUGUCAACAUGGCAUCGUCGAGGCGGGAGGGAUCCUUGUCGUUUGCAAGGCUCUGGAAACGAAUAGGAACGAUCAGUCCCUCCAGACGUUUGCGAUCCAGGCACUGCAUAACCUGGUUAUUAAUGGGGUUUCCAACAUGGGGUUGGUGCAAGCUUGGGACAAUGUCGGCAAUGUGUUGACUUCCCUGGAUGCUUCAAGGGACAACUUGGAAAUGCAGCGGGUGGGUGUCAAUAUUUUGCACGUCUUGACGACUCGUGUCGAGAAGAUCAAGGAAUCACGGGAACGCAAUGCCAUGGUUCGAGCUCUUCAAAGAGCCAUUCGUAUCUGUCCCGAUGAUCCGAACGUUCGAGAGCGAGGGCAGGAAGCACUCAUUCUUCUGGGUGUUCCCUUGCAAAGCUCUCUGCAGAAAGUGAUUGGACGCAUGAUGCGCUUGUAGGGUCGCGGGACUUUGGAAGCACAUGACGGGUAACAUACCACUAAGAGAAUUGUUUCAGGACUGUAUGCGCAUGCGGAGGGACCCAUUUGGGCUGGAUCGUCCACGUCGAUGCGUGCACGUCGUUUCCUUUGGCAAGCUUUCCUCGCUGACCAAUAAAUUAUUAUUGUUAAUCGUUGUACCGGUACUAGCUAGCU